Molecule: messenger RNA, 6625 nt
Organism: Carassius carassius (crucian carp)
Lineage: Eukaryota; Metazoa; Chordata; Actinopteri; Cypriniformes; Cyprinidae
Gene: zswim8
Product: zinc finger, SWIM-type containing 8
Exons: 26
Coding region: 281-5974 (1897 amino acids)
Cellular component (GO): Cul2-RING ubiquitin ligase complex
Molecular function (GO): zinc ion binding
Source: RefSeq, a predicted model, not a curated record
UUUUGACUUUUCUUCCUGAGUGUCUCCAGCUGUUGGGGUCUAAAAGCAUGGAUUAACUUCACUUAACUGCAGCACAGUCAUGUGCAAAUCCUCCAUCUGACACCCUAAAUACAUAUUUUCAGGAAACACAGGUUUUCUUGCGGGACUUUGCAGGGCCCCUCACAGUGUUUGGGUUGAGAGUGAGUUUCCCCUCCCCCUGAGCGAGUGUCACUCUCUCAAAACAACAGAAGCGCCGAGGCACGUUCAGUCGAGGCGUUCAGGUCUCCACACAGCGUAUGUGAUGGAACUGAUGUUCGCUGAGUGGGAAGAAGGAGAGAGGUUCUCCUUUGAAGAUUCGGACCGUUUUGAGGAGGACUCGCUGUGCUCAUUCAUAUCAGAGGCGGAAAGUCUCUGCCAGAACUGGAGAGGAUGGAGGAAGCAGUCUGCCGGCCCAAAUUCACCCACUGUGAAGAUUAAAGAUGGACAAGUCAUCCCUCUGGUGGAGCUGUCGGCCAAGCAGGUGGCGUUCCAUAUUCCAUUUGAGGUGGUGGAAAAGGUCUAUCCUCCGGUUCCUGAGCAGCUGCAAUUGCGGAUUGCCUACUGGAGCUUCCCAGAGAACGAGGAAGACAUCAGAUUGUACUCCUGUUUGGCCAAUGGCAGCCCUGAUGAGUUCCAGCGUGGCGAGCAGCUCUAUAGAGUGAGGGCUGUGAAAGACCCUCUGCAGAUAGGUUUCCACCUUAGUGCCACAGUAGUGUCGCCCCAGGCUGGCCAAUCAAAAGGAGCCUACAAUGUAGCUGUAAUGUUUGACCGCUGCCGCAUCACUUCCUGCAGCUGCACCUGUGGAGCAGGAGCCAAAUGGUGUGCCCACGUCGUGGCCCUCUGCCUCUUCAGAAUUCACAAUGCUUCUGCUGUGUGUCUUCGAGCACCGGUGUCAGAGUCCCUGUCCAGAUUACAGCGGGAUCAACUCCAGAAGUUUGCACAAUACCUCAUCAGUGAACUCCCACAGCAGAUAUUGCCGACAGCUCAGCGUCUUUUAGACGAGCUUCUGUCCUCCCAGUCUACUGCUAUUAACACCGUGUGUGGAGCCCCGGAUCCUACUGCUGGCCCUUCGGCGUCUGACCAGAGCACCUGGUAUCUAGAUGAGUCCACCCUCAGUGACAACAUAAAGAAGACCUUGCACAAGUUCUGUGGCCCGUCACCUGUUGUGUUUAGUGAUGUGAACUCCAUGUACCUGUCAUCCACUGAGCCUCCGGCAGCUGCUGAAUGGGCUUGUUUGCUGAGGCCCCUGCGAGGUAGAGAGCCAGAGGGCAUCUGGAACCUUCUGUCAAUCGUCAGAGAGAUGUUUAAGAGGAGAGACACCAACGCUGCGCCUCUGUUAGAAAUCCUCACUGAACAGUGUCUCACCCAUGAACAGAUCAUUGGCUGGUGGUAUAGUGUGAGGACUUCCGCCUCUCACAGCAGUGCUAGUGGGCACACAGGUCGCAGUAAUGGCCAGACAGAGGUUGCAGCACAUGCGUGUGCCAGCAUGUGUGAUGAAAUGGUUGUCUUAUGGAGACUGGCAGUACUAGACCCCACCAUGAGUCCCCAGAGGCGUUUGGAAGUUGCUGCCCAGCUAAAGCAGUGGCAUCUGAAGGUAAUCGAGAUUGUGAAACGGGGUCAGCACCGCAAGUCUCUUGACAAACUCUUCCAGGGCUUUAAACCAGCUGUGGAGUGCUGCUACUUCAACUGGGAAGUGGCCUACCCUUUACCUGGCAUCACCUAUUGCAAUGCAGAUAAGAAAAAUGCCUCAUUUUGUUGGGCCAGGAUGGUGCAGCAGCAGAGGGGUGCUAAAGCUGGGAGCAGUGGGGAACCAGGAGAAGGAGCUCGCUGUGGAACGUCUGAAGGUACUUCCUCUGAACACAAGUCACGGAGCAGCUCCCAUCUUUCCCAACAGGAGGUGGCUGUCCGGCCUAAGGAGACCAUUGUGUGCAAGAGGAAAGGAAUGAUUUGUGUAGGUGGAAGGGUCUCUCUCCCGCUUCAGGAGGGAGGUAAAGGCAAUUAUAAAGCUAGUAGCUCCUCUCCAUCAGCUGGUAGUAAGGCCAAGCUUGCACAGAGCAACAAGGGUUCGUGUGGAAGUUCGAGUGGCGUCAGCGGGAAGCACCCCAGCGCUAAACGGCGAACUAGCAGUGAGGAUAGCUCUCUAGAACCUGAUAUGGCAGAGCUGAGUCUGGAUGAUGGCUCUAGCCUGGCACUUGGAGCGGAGGCCUCUAACACCUUUGAUUUCCUUCCUCCUCCGCCAGAGAUGCUGCCAUCACCCAGCCCUCUUCUCCGAGAGCCGCUCAAAUACAGUGGUUCUGCUUCAAAAGAGCGUGCUUUUGAGACAAAACGUGUGCUGCCCUCUGCUGCUGAUGCCCAUGCCUGCUCCAUUGCAGCUCCAGUAGUGGCAGCUAUGGAGAAAGAGGUGGAAGUGGAGGCAGAUCUGGAUGAGAACGGAGGAGACGAAGACCCCGUAGAUGAUACUCGGCCCUCUGCAUCGAUCCCCAGCAAGGAUCAGCGGGGACGCAGAGAGGGAGAUGGGAGCGGGACUUCAGGACCUCAAGCAGCUGAGGCAGCAGGAGCAGAUGCUGUGGGUGAAGAUGACUAUCAAGCUUAUUACCUUAGUGCUGCAUCAGAAGAGGGAGCUGAUAGAGGGGUUGCAGAUGGCAACCAUGAGGAAGAGCCUGACAUCUUUGCUGGGAUUAAACCUCUGGAGCAGGAGGGCAGGAUGGAGAUACUGUUUGCCUGUGCGGAGGCUCUCUAUGCUCAUGGCUAUAGUAAUGAAGCAUGCCGAUUGGCUGUUGAACUUGCUCGAGAUCUGCUGGCUAACCCGCCUGACCUGAAGGUGGAGCAGCCGCAGACAAAGGGUAAAAAGAGUAAAGUGUCAACCACUAAACAGACGCAGGUGGCCACUAACGCCUUGUCUAAAGUAGCCUUUCUGCUGACUGUGUUGAGUGAGAGACUUGAGCUCCAUAACCUGGCAUUCAACACUGGCAUGUUCUCUCUGGAGCUACAGAGACCACCAGCUUCUACUAAAGCUCUGGAGGUGAAGCUGGCAUAUCAGGAGUCAGAGGUGGUGGCCCUGCUGAAGAAGAUUCCUCUGGGUCUUGUUGAAAUGACUUCCAUAAGGGACCGAGCAGAGCAGCUCCGUGAUGGAAACUUCUGUGACUAUCGACCGGUUUUGCCCCUCAUGCUGGCAAGCUUCAUAUUUGACGUACUGUGCACCCCUGUGGUCUCUCCGACGGGCUCUCGACCUCCUAGCCGGAAUCGUAACAAUGAAAUGCCUGGUGAUGAGGAACUGGGAUUUGAGGCAGCUGUAGCAGCUCUUGGUAUGAAGACAACAGUCAGUGAGGCAGAGCAUCCUCUGCUAUGUGAAGGAACACGGAGAGAGAAAGGAGACCUGGCUCUAGCUCUGAUGAUCACUUAUAAAGAUGACCAAAGCAAGCUUAAAAAGAUUCUGGACAAGCUCCUGAAUCGUGAGAGCCAGACCCACAAGCCUCAAACUCUGAGCUCAUUUUACUCAAGCAAACCAGCCACCAGCAGCCAAAAGAGCCCAUCUAAACAUGCCACCCAUGGUGCUAGCGGAGCCACGGGAGGAGUGUCAAAGCACACCACUUCAGCAACAUCAGCUGCUGUGCAGGGCGUGACUGGAGGGGGAGCAGCGGGACAGCAGGGCAGUUUGGUGGGUGGUGGAGUUCAGAGCACGGUGACAGGAGAGGGCAUUGCUGACAACAGAGAUCAAGAGGGUGCACAGUCGACCUCCUGUGAGCAGCAGAGUGAAGCUGCGCCCUUCAAGUCCGAGGGCACUGUGCCCAGUCGUCUGGCACUGGGGGGCCGUGGGGCGUACGGCACACGCUGCUGGGGAUCACCUGUACGGCAGAAAAAGAAACACACCGGCAUGGCAAGCAUUGACAGCAGUGCUCCAGAGACCACCUCAGACAGCUCUCCUACCCUCAGUCGACGUCCACUGCGAGGUGGUUGGACAGCUGCUUCCUGGGGGAGAGGCCAGGACAGUGACAGCAUUAGCAGCUCUUCCUCUGAUUCACUUGGCUCAUCGUCAUCUAGCGGCUCACGCAGAGCUGGAGGAGGAGCCAGAGCCAAGAGUACUGACACCAGCAGGUAUAAAGGCCGCCGGCCUGAAUGCCACGCUCCACAUGUGCCCAACCAGCCAUCCGAGGCAGCAGCCCAUUUUUACUUUGAGCUGGCCAAGACUGUGUUGAUUAAAGCUGGUGGAAACAGCUCCACCUCCAUUUUCACUCAACCCUCUGCCAGCGGAGGCCAUCAGGGGCCCCACCGCAACCUGCAUCUGUGUGCCUUUGAAAUUGGCCUGUAUGCCCUCGGCCUGCAUAAUUUUGUCUCUCCAAACUGGCUGUCAAGGACAUAUUCCUCACAUGUAUCCUGGAUUACAGGCCAGGCUAUGGAGAUUGGGAGUGCUGCCCUCAACAUCCUUGUGGAAUGCUGGGAUGGGCACCUCACACCUCCGGAGGUGGCAUCACUCGCAGACCGUGCAUCACGAGCACGGGAUCCCAAUAUGGUGCGUGCUGCGGCAGAGCUAGCCUUGAGCUGCUUGCCUCAUGCUCACGCCCUCAAUCCCAACGAGAUUCAGAGAGCCCUGGUGCAGUGCAAGGAGCAGGAUAAUAUGAUGCUGGAGAAGGCUUGCAUGGCAGUUGAGGAGGCUGCAAAGGGAGGUGGUGUUUAUCCGGAGGUCUUGUUUGAGGUGGCUCACCAGUGGUAUUGGCUGUAUGAGCAAACAGUGGGUGGAGGCUCUGGGGCCCAGCGAGAGGGGUCUGGCCGCUGUGGGGCCAAUGGUGGAGCAAGAAGAACGCCACCCGAGGGAAUCUGUGGUAUCCUGGAUAACACGGGUGUCUUGGACUCUUCAGGUGUAGCAGCUGUAACUACAACAGUGACUGCAGCCGCUGUAGUUCCUGUCAUUUCUGUCGGCUCCACCAUCUUCCAGUCACACGCGCUGCCGGGCUCAGCCAUGGCACACACGCAAGGCCUGCAUCCCUACACCACCAUCCAAACCCAUCUGCCCACCAUCUGCACCCCGCAGUAUUUGGGUCACCCCCUUCAGCAUGUUCCCCGUCCUGCUGUCUUCCCUGUGUCUGGGGCGGCCUACCCACAAGGAAUGCACCCUGCUUUUAUUGGUGCUCAGUACCCAUUCUCUGUGGCUACUGGCCCUCAUCCUCCUAUGGCAGCAACUGCUGUCACUUUCCCUGGAGUCCCAGUGCCGUCCAUGACUCAGAUCGCUGUCCACCCAUACCAUACCACAGAGGCAGCCCUGCCUCUUAGCACUACUGUGGCAGGAGGAGUACACUCAGGCGCCACCAUCCAGGCCAUUCAGGGGGCUUCUCUUCCUGGACUCUCGCCCCAGCCCGCCUCACUGGUCAGCACACCUUUCCCUGUGGAAGACGAGCAGCACAGUCAACCAGUCAGCCAGCAGGGCCUGCACUACCUCCACUCGGCCUACAGAGUCGGCAUGCUGGCCUUGGAGAUGUUGGGAAGGAGGGCCCACAACGAUCAUCCAAACAACUUUUCCCGUAGCCCCCCGUACACCGAAGACGUCAAGUGGCUGUUGGGCCUGGCUGCGCGUCUUGGUGUGAACCAUGUGUACCAGUUUUGCAUGGGGGCAGCGAAAGGUGUUCUUAGUCCGUUUGUCCUUCAGGAGAUCAUUAUGGAGGCUCUGCAGAGGUUAAAUCCUGCACAUAUCCACGCACACCUCCGCACUCCUGCCUUCCACCAGCUCGUGCAGCGCUGCCAGCAGGCCUACUUACAGUACAUCCACCAUAGGCUGAUCCAUCUGACUCCCGCCGACUACGACGACUUUGUGAACAUCAUCCGAAGUGCCCGCGGGGCGUUUUGCCUGACACCAGUUGGCAUGAUGCAGUUCAACGAUGUGCUGCAGAACCUGAAGAGGGGCAAACAGACUAAAGAACUAUGGCAGCGGAUCUCGUUGGAGAUGGCCACUUUCUCACCCUGACUGCUCUAGAGACCAGCGGAGACCGAGCCGCCCAAUCUCCUGCAGCUAUCUUCCCCACACACCGCUAAAACAGCUCAAUCCCACACGCAGCACUCUCUGUUCCCCUCCAUAGGAAAGUGUAGCCAUGAUGACUUCCUGGACAAGCCCACCCACAUGACCGAACAUUUAGUCCUUCAGGCCCUGAAGUCAUGAGAAAGUGGUGCAGAGAUACUGGGGCGAGUGAUUACUCCAGUCAGUGGGUCCCUCCUUUGUUAAGUUGUUGCUCUCAGUGUUGUGUCUGAUCUUGUUUUUGGUCUCUUUUUUUUGUUUUUUUCGGUGUGUUCAGUCGAGUAACUUAAUGGCUAUCUAUGUUUUAUCUUUGUCCUAACAUCUUUCAUUCACUGAUUUCUAUGCUUUGCAAUCCCAGAGUUAAUUUAGAUGGUUAAUACGGGGACAGAUGUUCUCACUUGCUAUGUUGGUGUUUGGUUCACGUUUAAACAAAACCACUAAAUGUCAAGACUCGUACUGCAACAUUCCUCUACCCUGGAGAACAGAGCCUCCAUCGGCCUUUAAGGAUUUCAAAGUUGGAUAGUGGAUGGCAUUGUAAACAUGAGGAGAAUAAAAACACAACUUUGUUAAAAAAAUAAAAGAGACAUUUAUUAUGAAACAAUA